Parnassius mnemosyne (clouded apollo) is the source of this 606-nucleotide messenger RNA. NCBI's taxonomy places the organism in Eukaryota, Metazoa, Arthropoda, Insecta, Lepidoptera, Papilionidae. The record is from the annotation of a GenBank genome assembly.
AUGGAAAUUGACAAUAUCACAAUUCGUAAACGCAGGACAAAUGAUUCUAUCGAUUCUUCUUUUACAUCGCAAAGAACAGAAUUUAGAAGGCAUAGCUUACCCGAUUUAUCGAUUGGAUAUGAUAGUGAUACAGACGAAUUAAGGGAAGAAAUAAAGAACUUGCAGAAGAAACUAGACAGUGCAAACGGUGAAAUUGAUAACUUAAAUUAUGAAAUACAUACCUUAACUAAGAAAAUAAAAGAUCAGCAAAAAACUAUUGAAAACCUCAAAAAGCUUGCUACCGAAUCUAAUACGAGCAUUAAGAAAUAUAACUCAACGAAAAAAAUUCUAAAAAGGCAAUUACGCAAGGAUUUUAUAGAUAACUCACUAGAUGACCUUAAUUCAAGUUUCCGGGAAUUACAGAUAAGAAAUGAUAAUUUAAUACAAAGUAAACAAUCUCAAACCUGUAGCCAAAUUCAAAAACAAUUCUUACAAAACAUUGACAAUAAAUGUAUUAAGUCCCAAAUGUUAUCACAAGAUAACAAUACCCGUACCAAAAUUUAUACUUUAAACCAACCUUCAACGAAUAAAGAACGAAAAAAUAAUUUCAAAGGAAAAUAUUCAUAA